Molecule: messenger RNA, 1606 nt
Organism: Pocillopora damicornis (cauliflower coral)
Lineage: Eukaryota; Metazoa; Cnidaria; Anthozoa; Scleractinia; Pocilloporidae
Product: monocarboxylate transporter 10
Biological process (GO): transmembrane transport
Molecular function (GO): transmembrane transporter activity
Source: RefSeq, a predicted model, not a curated record
AUCGAGUUGACUGUUUACACCCCUUUUGAUUGUAAGUAUUCUUACCUCAGACAGUCUGGUUUCCUUCUCAGUAUCCUACCAAGCGAGCUUAGGAGAAACAGAAGAAUUCCUCGGAUGGAUAUUACGUCUUCUGUUAAGUCAGCUCCAGAUGGAGGAUAUGGCUGGUGUGUCUGUGCAGCAGCUUUUUCAGUACAAUUCGUCCUGGCUGGAAUACAGAACAGCUUUGGAAUUCUCCUUAUUUACAUCCUGGAUGAAUUUGGCAAUGGGAAGGGCACGUCAGCAUGGGUGGGUUCCAUUCACCUGUUCGCUCUGUACGCUGUGGCUCCGUUUGUUACCAUCGCUUGUGACAUCUGGGGUUGCCGUAUCACCGGAUUUGUUGGUGGUUUAGUCUGCGUGAUUGGUCUGGUGGCAUCGUCGUUCGUCACCCGGCUCUACCUGUUAUUUGUAACAUAUGGAGUGUUGUUCGGGAUCGGUGCUUCGUUGGCGUACAUCACAACUUUUAGGAUCAUCUCGCUCUGGUUCGACAGGAAAUUAGCACUGGCCAAUGGUAUAUGUAGUACUGGUGCAUAUUCCGGUACCAUUGCCCUUGGGCCAUUUCUUCAACGGAUGGUGAAACAAACGGGACUCUCCAGAACCUUUAUAAUUUUGGCGGGAAUCGUUGCUCUCACUGCAGUCUCUGCCCUUGCGUAUCGUCCCCCACCCAAACUAGUCAGUAUGGGCAAGAGAGACGUCCAGGUCAAGAAAAUAUUCGAUCUAACACUAUUAGAAGAUAAAUCUUUCCUAGUGUUUUUACUAGGGUUAGGAUUAUACGCCAGUGGCUGUUUCAUACCUGCUUCGUAUGUGCCCUCAUUUGCCAAGGAGUUAGGAGUGCCACCACACAAAGGGGCUCUUUUGCUUAUGGCCUGGUCAACAUCAUCAGGUGUUUUCUCCUUUUUGACUGGUAAACUUGCUGACAAGUUUUCACGCUACCGUGUGGAGAUUUUUCAAUGCGCUAUGGUCGGGGUCGCCAUAUCCACAUCUCUUUUGUCGGCAGCAUGGAGUUUCCAGAGUUUCAUGGGGAUGAUGGUAAUAUACGGGGCUUUCGAUAGUGGCUUUGUAUCACUAAAAGCAGUAGUUGCUGAAGACUUGGUUGGUAGUGACCAGGCCUCCAGGGGUGUUGGGAUCAUGUUCGCGGUGCUUGGUAUCGCUUAUUGCGCAGGAAUUCCUUUGGCUGGUUGGAUAUACGACUCUACAAAUUCAUAUCCUUGGAGUUUUGUUGCGGCGUCCGUUUUUAGCGCUACAGGCUGUAUCCUGCUUUUCCUCAUCCCACUGCUUCAGAAUCUAAAAAAUGUAGAUCAUGUCGGCCCCCUGAAAGGGAGGGAACUUCACUCAGACACAGAUAAACUCAAAUUCUUACCUACACCAUUAAUAAUUGAAAUAUCCUUUCAAAGUGUGGACAUAAGAACGUUACGAGAAACAUAUUUAUGAUGUUUUGUAUAGUCGACAUAAAUAAAGUGGAUGUUAAAGAGUGAAAUCAAAGUGCUCUGUGAGCAAACUCGUGAAUUGACACAUGAUUUUUUAGAUUAUGUUUAAUGUUAUCUGGUUUAGGGAAUUUUGUGGUUGAUUG